This is a messenger RNA of Westerdykella ornata, 1374 nucleotides long. RefSeq names its product O-acetylhomoserine ami. Gene Ontology annotation, biological process: transsulfuration. Gene Ontology annotation, molecular function: pyridoxal phosphate binding; transferase activity, transferring alkyl or aryl (other than methyl) groups. NCBI's taxonomy places the organism in Eukaryota, Fungi, Ascomycota, Dothideomycetes, Pleosporales, Sporormiaceae. The record is from RefSeq and is a predicted model, not a curated record. The coding region runs from base 1 to 1374 and encodes 457 amino acids. The transcript has 7 exons.
AUGGCUGAGGAAAUCGCUAAGAAGUUCGAGACGCUGCAACUGCACGCUGGUCACACUCCUGACCCUGCUACCAAUUCACGAGCUGUUCCCAUUUAUGCGACGACCUCUUACGUCUUCAAUGACUCGGCACACGGCGCGAGGCUGUUCGGCCUCAAGGAGUUUGGCAACAUCUACAGCCGUAUCAUGAACCCCACUGUCGAUGUCUUCGAGAAGCGAAUUGCUGCUCUCGAGGGCGGUGUUGCCGCUCUAGCUACCUCUUCCGGCCAGGCCGCUCAGUUCAUUGCCAUUGCAACCCUGGCACAUGCAGGUGACAACAUUGUCUCCACAUCAAAUCUCUACGGAGGCACCUACAACCAGCUCAAGGUCUUCCUCCCCCGCCUCGGCAUCAAGACCAAGUUCGUCAACGGCGACAGGCCCGAAGACUUCAAGGCCGCCAUCGACGAGAACACAAAGGCCGUCUACAUCGAGAGCAUCGGCAACCCAAAGUACAACGUUCCCGACUUCGAGAAGAUCGCCGCCGUCGCCCACGAGGCCGGCGUCCCCCUCGUCGUGGACAACACGUUCGGCGCAGGAGGCUACUUUGUCCGGCCCAUCGAGCACGGCGCUGACAUCGUAGUCCAUUCGGCUACCAAGUGGAUUGGAGGUCACGGUACGACUAUCGGCGGUGUCAUCGUCGACAGCGGCAAGUUCGACUGGGGCAAGCACGGGAAGCGCUUCCCUCAGUUCGUCGAGCCCGCCGAGGGCUACCACGGCCUCAAGUUCUGGGAGACGUUCGGCCCCAUCACGUUUGCCAUCCGCGCUCGCGUCGAGAUCCAGCGCGACCUGGGCGCCGCGCUCAACCCCUUCGCUGCUCAGCAGCUUCUCCUCGGUAUCGAGACGCUGAGCUUGCGCGCCGAGAGGCACGGAGAGAAUGCCCUCAAGUUGGCCAAGUGGCUGGAGAGCAACGAGAACGUCAGCUGGGUCUCGUAUCCUGGCCUCGCGAGCCAUCCUUCGCACGAGACUGCUGUGAAGUACCUCAGGAGGGGCUUUGGAGGUGUCCUCUCCUUUGGAGUCAAGGGCGGCGGUGCUGCUGGCAGCCAGGUCGUGGACAACUUCAAGCUCAUCUCCAAUCUUGCCAAUGUUGGCGACUCCAAGACUCUGGCCAUCCACCCCUGGACCACUACCCACGAGCAACUGAGCGACGAGGAGAAGAUCAGCUCUGGUGUAACUGAGGACCUCAUCCGCAUCUCCGUCGGUACCGAGCACAUUGACGACAUCAUUGCCGACUUUGAGCAGUCGUUCAAGGCGUCUGCCACCAAGCCGCAGGAGAAGGGCGACCCUUCGAAUGCCGAGAAGACGGGCGAGACUGCGGGUUCGCUGGCUGGGUCUGUAUAA